Medicago truncatula (barrel medic) is the source of this 1397-nucleotide messenger RNA. RefSeq names its product protein DMR6-LIKE OXYGENASE 2. Bases 198 to 1232 code for a protein of 344 amino acids. NCBI's taxonomy places the organism in Eukaryota, Viridiplantae, Streptophyta, Magnoliopsida, Fabales, Fabaceae. The record is from RefSeq and is a predicted model, not a curated record. The transcript has 3 exons.
UCACAAUAUUUUGUCCACAUUCAUCCUUGAAUUGCAAAAACGUCCACAUUCAUUUUAUGAUUACGAUCAUAAACAUGUGACAAGAAAACAACAAAAUAGCUAAGAAAAAUCUGUGUUCUUCACAUAUCUACAACAUUCCAUCUAUUAGAUGUGUUUUUUGAGAAAACAAGGAAUCAAAAAACAAAAAAAAUCAAAACAUGGGAGACAUAGAUUCAUCUUUCAUACAAGCCACAGAACACCGUCCUAAGUUAUCUACCUUUGUACAAGUUGAUGAAAUUCCAAUCAUUGACCUCUCAGAAAGUAGUCAACAAAACCUCAUCUCAAAGAUUGGCAAGGCAUGUGAAGAAUGGGGAUUUUUUCAAGUAAUCAAUCAUGGAGUUCCAUCUGAUGUUAGUACAAAGGUUGAGAUUGAGGCCAAAAAGUUUUUUGAGCAAAGCAUUGAGGAGAAGAAGAAAGUGAAAAGAGAUGCAGUUAAUGCAAUGGGAUAUCAUGAUGCUGAACAUACUAAGAAUAUAAGGGAUUGGAAAGAGGUUUUUGAUUUUCUUGUUGAGAAUUCCCCACAAAUCCCUUCUUCUCAUGAGCCAGAUGACUUGGAGCUUAGGACUCUCACCAACCAAUGGCCACAAUACCCUCCUCAUUUUAGGGAAACAAUGCAGGAGUAUGCUAGAGAAGUUGAAAAGCUAGCUUAUAAGUUAUUGGAGUUGAUUUUAUUGAGCUUAGGCAUAGGUGGUGAAAAAUUUCAUGACUGCUUCAAGAACCAACUAAGCUUGGUGAGGCUCAAUCACUAUCCUCCAUGCCCUUCCCCUGAUUUGGCACUUGGUGUUGGUCGUCACAAGGAUUCUAGUGCUUUGACUGUGCUUGCACAAGAUGAUAUUGGUGGCUUACAAGUUAGGAGAAAAUCAGUUGGUGAUUGGAUUCCAGUUAAACCUACUCCUGGUGCAUUUAUCAUCAAUGUGGGUGAUAUUGUUCAGGUAUGGAGCAAUGACAAGUAUGAGAGUGUGGAGCACAGAGUGGUUGUAAACACAAAGAAAGAAAGGUUUUCCAUUCCAUUCUUCUUUUACCCAGGUCACCAUGUUACAGUGAAGCCUGCAGAAGAGCUAGUGAAUGAGAAAAAUCCUGCAAGAUAUAAACCAUACAAUGUUGGCAAGUUCUAUGCUAAUAGAAACCGUAGUGAUUUCAACAAACGUGAGGUUGAGAAUAUCCAAAUUCAUCACUUCAAGAUCGUGGAUUAGCUAUUAAAAAUGUUUAGCUUAAAUUGUAGAAUUUCUAGUGUUUUGUCACAUUCCUAUUCUCCUAAGGUGGAAUAAAAUGAUGAACAAACUCUACUCUCGAUCUGUGCAAAAUUCCUCAUAGCAAUACACAAACAAUGAGGAAUUAAUAAUAGUUACUUGGGUGAA